UGUUGCUGUUUAUGUUUCCGAAGAAUAAUAACGAGAGAAAAAAAGGGGUGAUGCAAAAAAAGAUUUAGACUUUUUCCCUUGGAGGCCGUCUUUCCUGCCUUAUAAAUGGGGUCGUGAACGACGGUUUCAUUUGAAUCAGUCUCUCCCUCUCCAUCCAGAGCGAAACUUUCACGUGUCUUCUCAAGUUUUCAUCUAUUUCGUUUUCUUUUCUUCCUUCCUUCACUCUGUUCCCCAAGGAAACAUAAAUAACUUGUUGGUUUUUCUCAUUAAAGAUUCUAUUGGACCGUGCCUGAUAUAUUAUUUGCGUGAGAUUUGAAUCCCAUUUCUUUGAGGUCAGUGAAAGAUUUGCUGUAGAGGUUUAAGGUAGGGACGAUAAUGGAAGGAAAGAAUCAAGUUGGCUCGUCUUCUUCCUUCACUUCUGAGCUCUUUGGUUCUAAGGAUCAAUCCCCAUCUUCGUCUUCUGGGAUUUUAGGGUCUAUAUUUUCUCCAUCAUCUAAGGUGUUAGGGACUGGUUACCUGCCUCCUAGAGAGGGUGUAAAAACUGCCAGUGAGACAUGGAGCCCCAAGAGUGGGACUGCUGGUAGGCACAAUCAAUUUUAUUAUAGAAACAUCAAGGGAGAUGAGAAUGAAAGUCAGAGUACUUCAUAUAAGGAUAUGAGUUCCAUUUAUCAGGAACAAAGAGUUCAACCUUGCCACCUUAGUUCAUCAAUCUAUUACGGUGGACAGGACAUAUAUUCUCAUCCUCAGAAGACAGAGAAUGCUGGACUAAACCCUUUGUACAAGAAAGAUGGGGGAGAAGAUGAUUCAGGAAGUGCCCCUAGAGGAAACUGGUGGCAAGGGUCUCUUUAUUAUUAAUAGCAUACUUUCGAUCGAAUAAGCUCAUCAAGGUAAAUAGGAAGUCUUAGUGCAGGAUAAUUCUUCCUUGUAUUAUAUGGGAGAGUUAUACGGUAGCGAGAUAGUUGUGGGCGAGCUAGUUCAUUUCUCUGUCCAAACAGCAGAACCAUAACAUGAACCUCUAAUUGUGUAAUUCCUUCUGCUUUACUGUAAAGAAUGUUUUCCUUGCUCUUUGUAUUGUAGAAUGUAAAGGUUGUAUUGCCUGCGAAACCCGAUUGAUUGUCAAACUACUCUUGAUGCAGCUGAAACUUCAGAAUUAUAGUGUGGAAAAAAAAACUCUUAAUGGUUCUCUAUGUAUUUUAGAAUGAAGAAUAUGCAUCUUUUAUUAGCAACUCAUAUUGUGGCUGAAACUGUGCCUGAAGCUAAUAGAUUGUGAGAAA
Messenger RNA from Neltuma alba, 1274 nucleotides. RefSeq lists its product as uncharacterized. NCBI's taxonomy places the organism in Eukaryota, Viridiplantae, Streptophyta, Magnoliopsida, Fabales, Fabaceae. The transcript has 7 exons. The coding region runs from base 376 to 855 and encodes 159 amino acids. The record is from RefSeq and is a predicted model, not a curated record.